AUGGACAACGCGCCGUACAACGAAGACGCUCCGGCGCAGCACGCCAACCCGCCACCGCCGGCGGACGCGCCAGCGCCGUCGAGUGGAGCGCCUGCUCCGCGCGCGGGCCGGAGCAAGAGUCGCAGCGGUAGCCGCGGCCGGGAUCGACGACGCUCCAACUCGCCGCGCAAUCGCAGCCCGCCCCGGCGGCGCAGCCGCAGCCCGUUCCGCGGCAGAAGGCGGUCGAACGAGCGUCCGGACGAUCGCAUGCGCCGCCCGCGCGGCCCCGAGCCGCUCAUGUCGUACAAGGCUUUUAUGAUGCAGCAAAACGACGAGUCGUCGCCCGAAGUCUACCAGCAGCGCUACGAGGAAUACAAGAAGAAGUACAUUCAAGGCCUCAUGCGUGUCUUCUUUGACGCGCACAAGUCGGAGGAGUGGCUGCAGGAGCGCUACUCGCCUGCGAUCCGCCACCGCCUCACGCUGCAGAAGAAUGCGAAGAAGGCCGCCGACGCCAAGGCGUUCUUUGAGCGUGUCGCGACCAUGCAAAUCUCCUUCCACGAAGCCAACAUGGCCAACGAAGCGUCGUUCCAGAACGACGUCGAAGAAGGCAACCGGAUUCUGUACAUUCGCCGCAUCCCAUGCUCGUGCCCGUACGCUGCGUUGGCCGAAGCCGUCGUCAACGCGGGCGGCCCGAUCCAAGAGCUGCACUUGUCAGACCCGGCCAAGAAGCGCGACCUGGACUUUGACCGGUCGGCGUACAUCAUCUACGAGACGGCGGCCGCGGCGCUCGAGGCGAUGCCCAAGCUCCAGAACGUGCUCGUCGAAGACCCGGAGAUGCCGGCGCCGAUCCGGCUCCAAGUCGCGCAGCAUCGGUCGCGCGCGCCGAUCAAGACGCCGACGUGCAUGUCGCUGCCAGCGCGCAUCACGUACGACUUUCAGCAGGCGCUGCACCUCGCGACCUUGUUGGACGCAAGCGUCUUCGGGGCGACGUCGGCCCACGGCGUCUCGAGCGUCCUCCACCACGUCAAGGACAGCAAGGAGACGCUCUCGGAAGCGGCCCAGCUCGAUAUUGUGAUUGCGUACUUGCGCCGCGUGCACCACUUUAUUUAUUACGCCGGCGUCCAGUGCAUCGACAUGGGCGACAUCCUGCACGCGCACCCGGCGCUCUUUUGCCGUCCGGACGCGACCGAGCGCGACGUCGAGGACAACCAUGCGGUCGAGCACAAGACGUUUGCGACGCGCGACAACAAGGUGCUCGCGGGCUGGGGCGGCUGGUCGGCGGCCUUGGACGAGCGUAUUGAGGCGGCGAUCGCGGCCAACGCGACCGAGAAGCUCGCGAGCCAAAAGGCGGCCGAGGCUGCGCUCGUCGACGACAUCGAAGCCCGCGAGGAGGCCGCGCUCGAGCCCGUGUACACGUCGUAUGCGGAGAAAGCGGGCGACGACGGGAAGCACCGGUGCCUCCUCUGCACCAAGCUCUUCAAGACGGUCGACUUUGUGAAGAAGCACAUUCGCAACAAACACCCGGAGCUUGUCGUUGACAAGAUUGCCAAGGUCGGCGAGAGCUACAUGUGGGAGUCGUACCGCGAAGACCCGGACCGACCGCUGCCGCCGUACGACACGGUCAACCAGCCGACGCUCGGCCCGAACGCCAUGCGCCGGCCGCCCCACGACUACCGCCAAGGUGGUGGCUACCGCGGCCCGCCGCCGUUUGGCGACCAGUACCGAGGUGGUGGCGGGUAUUAUCGCGACCGUGGUGGCCGUGGCUUUCACGGCGGCUACAACCCGCCGCCGCCGUAUUACCAACGCGGCCCGCCGCGCCCGUACAUGCCCCGCGACGGCCCGCCGCCGCUGCCGCGGGACUUGCCGGUCGACCCGCGCCAAGUGAGCACGUCGUACCAGGACUUGGACCAGCUCAAGGACAAGAAGGUCGAGCUGGACUUUGACGCGGCGCUCACGUCGCUGCCGCCGCCCAAGAAGAAGCAAAAGCAAGACGAGUAG
Saprolegnia diclina VS20 is the source of this 1977-nucleotide messenger RNA. RefSeq lists its product as hypothetical. The transcript is spliced from 6 exons. The record is from RefSeq and is a predicted model, not a curated record. NCBI's taxonomy places the organism in Eukaryota, Oomycota, Saprolegniomycetes, Saprolegniales, Saprolegniaceae. Bases 1 to 1977 code for a protein of 658 amino acids. Gene Ontology annotation, biological process: mRNA processing; primary miRNA processing. Gene Ontology annotation, cellular component: nuclear body.